Plasmodium knowlesi strain H is the source of this 6825-nucleotide messenger RNA. RefSeq names its product atypical protein kinase, ABC-1 family, putative. The transcript is spliced from 5 exons. The record is from RefSeq and is a predicted model, not a curated record. NCBI's taxonomy places the organism in Eukaryota, Apicomplexa, Aconoidasida, Haemosporida, Plasmodiidae. The coding region runs from base 1 to 6825 and encodes 2274 amino acids.
AUGAACCAAUAUGAUCAGUGGAAUCGAAGGAUUCGGACGAUUUGGUAUUGCAGUAGUCUAUAUGUGGAGUACAAAAAUGCCCUGAGGAAAUCGAGGAAGAUGCCGGUCGAGAAGAAGACCGAGUACUGGGAGAAGAAGCAUGAGGAGUUUGCCACCAAGAUGUUGAACAAUAUAUACGAAUUGAGAGGAUGGUGGGUGAAGGUAGGGCAAUUCCUAAGCACGCAGGAGAACAUUAUGCCUGUGGCAUACAUCGAAAAGUUCACCAAACUCCAGGACAUGAUGCCUACUUCCUCCUUCGACAAAAUAGAAGUCAUUUUAAAAAAGGAAUUGGGAAAUAUCUAUGACAUAUUUGAGUACAUCGAGAAGGAGCCCCUGGCGAGCGCAUCGAUAGGACAAGUACAUAGAGCGAAAUUGAAGAAGCAUGAACAUGAUGUAGUCCAGGAUAAUGUUUCAAAAAAUAACGAUUACAAUGUUAUUAUAAAAAUUCAACAUGAAGGAAUUGAUCAAUUCCUUUCGUCCGAUAUAAAUACCUUGAAGAAAGUAUCUUGGGCAUUUGGUCUAAUAGACAAGAAUUUUUAUUUCACAGAUUUUAUUGAUGAAUGGCAAGACUCGGCUUCCAGAGAAUUAAACUACAAGUACGAAUUGUACCAUCAAUUACUGGCUUAUAAUACAUUUAAAAAAUCUGGUAUUCCUCUGAAAAUCCCACAAAUAUAUUGCGCCUACACAACCUCCAAAGUUCUCGUCAUGGAAUACAUCAAAGGGUUUAAGAUAACAGAUACGAAUUCGAUAAAGAAAUAUAAAGUGGACGCAUACGACUUGGUUUAUAAAAUUAUCGACUAUUUUGCUUAUCAAAUUCAUAACGAUGGUUUUUUUCAUGGAGAUCCUCAUCCAGGAAAUAUUCUCGUUAUGAUGCAAGAGAAGGGACGCAGGCGGAAGGGUAGAAGGCGCUCUAAAAAAGGGCCAAGUGAAAUUGUGGAGAACCCAGUAGAGGGGGAUGCACAGGCCAUUCCAGAAGCACCUUUUCCCAGGGAUGGCAAGAAGGGAAAUAUUUUUAGCGGAACAGCGAACACGCCCAACACGUCUAACUUCUCUAGCAUUUCUAACGCGUUUAAGACACCCAACCAGUCGAACGCGCGAAACGGAUCCAACUCGUCUAGCGCUUCCAUGGAGGAGUUCAUAGAUGCGAGGUACAAUAUCGAUAGGAUGAAAUACGGAUCGAUGAACUCCAAGAACCCCCUUUAUAAAUCCUUCAGUUUUGUGGACUAUUCGAACAGGAGAAAUCAUGAAAUCUCAGACCAGGUUUUGAAGGAAGACUACAAUUUUAUCCUUAAUGAAAAUAUGAGCGAAGGAUUAAGUACCAUCCAGAAGAGCAUAUCCAAGUCGGAGGAGUGCGUGUCUUAUGGGAACUCUCAAAGGGAGGAUUACUUGUUGGUAACAAGUGCGACGAGUCCAGGAGAGGAAUGUUCAACUAAGUUGGUUGAUAAUGAGAAUAACUCGCUGCGCACCCAGGGGAAUUUAUUCGAGGGGGGUGAAGUCUCACCAGGGGAGGAAGUCGACAAGAAACGGGCGGAGAUGCAUGACAAACUUACCCCUUUGCAAGGUAAAGAAGUUGCCUUACAAGCUAAAGCAUCGGAGGUGCGCCGAAAAUCCGCAGGAAGACAAAGAAGGACCAAACGCGCCUACUCCUUCGUGCCCGUGAUUAUUGACUGGGGGUUGAUUAAACAACUGGACGGCGUGAUGAAGUUGGCCUUUUGCAAACUAGUGUACAGCAUUAGCUGCAUGAAUGUAUUGAACAUCAUCGAGGCGUUUGAGGACAUGGGUUUCUGUUUUAAGGAGGAUUUCACGUACGACCCUGAAAUAUACAUUGAAAAUUUAAAGCGUUUUUUUUUGAAAAAGUUGGAGGAGUCUAGCAACAAAAUGAGCGAAAGUGGUGGCAUCAGCGGGGCUGGAGGAGGAGCAGAUCAGGAACAUCCAAAUGGUCCAGACGAAAUAGGGAAGAAUAAAAAUUUAGAUGUUCUCAAAAACAUAGACAAGAAGGAUGUCCUCGAUCAGAAUCCAAUUAGUGAUGUCCCAAAGGAUAUAAUUUUUUUCAUGAGAGUGGCUUCCCUUCUCCAUGGAUUAUGUACUCAAAUGAAUGUCAACAUUAAUUACCUGAGCAUAUUUUCAAGACGAGCUAAAGAAGCCCUCGAAAAAGUAUACAAACCGAUUCAUCACUCGAUUUAUACCAUCCCUAUUGAUAAAACUCCUAAUUCAUUUCUUGAGAAGAGAAUACAUAAUUUGCUUAAGAAGCUCUACGAGGAGAAGAAAAUUUUGGGAUGCCAAGUAGCCAUUAUACACAAGAAAAAAAUAGUUGUGGAUACAUGUGUAGGGGUUACUAGCACAACCGACAAAAGACCCAUAACGAGGCACUCCCUAUUCAAUGGCUACUCCUUAAACAAAGCCGUUCUCACCAUCGCUCUGAUACAUCUCAUGUCCAAUAUGGUAAAUGAACAGUACUCCUCGGAGAACGCCCUUUUAAAUUUGAGCAAGAAAAAUAAUACCAAGGAAAAUAAACAGGAGGAGGAGGGAAUAUCUAAUUUGAGUGAGAUGCGUAAGGAAAAUGAGGAAGCGGUCGUUGCAGAGGAGGAAGACAAAUUGCAAGAGGACCAGAACACAGCAGUGGUGCAAAACAAUGGUAUUAAUGAAGUUCUAAGCGAUAUUAAAAAAAUCGAAAAUGAUUAUUUUUCACCCAUUAAGAAGGUGAACGUGCAGUUGGAAGAGGUACGUAUCCCGGAUGGGAUGGCGGUUUCGGGAAGUGCGCGUGGUCAGGCGGUGGGUGUUGGGGGUCUCUCCGCCACGGCUAUGACCAAUUAUAGUAGCAUCUACGGCAUGAAAAAUAAUACGAGUCGAUACUGCAGUAGUUAUGAUCACAGCUUCAGCAGCGAUGAAGAGACUGCCAAGGAAGUGAGGGAGAAGGAAGAGAAGACAGCGCAAUGCGACCAUGAACACGAUUCUCAACUUUCAUCAAAACGCAACAAUCCAACCAUCCCCCCUUUGGAGACACGUAACGGAGUCUACGAUGGGUACAACCGGGAAUUGUGCAAACAAAUAAUAAAUGAUAUAGAAGCCAAACAAAUAAAAAAUUUCAAAAAUACUAUCAACGACUAUAUAUGCAACUAUUGGGAUGGAUUCAUUUGCAAAAAUAAAAAGAGCAUCACGAUAAAGGAUGUGUUGACGUUGAAAUGUUUCAUUAAAAAACCAUUUCAAGAUAAAAUAACAUUAAGUAAAUUUAUAGACUACAGUGAAAUGAUAAAAAUGAUAGAGAGCUCUCGAAAUUGUCACGUGAAAAGGAAUUCGAAGAAGAAUGGAUUCUACCUCUACCUAAUAGACACCUACAUUAUCUCUGAACUCAUUCACAACAUUUCUGGACUCAAGUAUUAUGAGUAUAUUUACAAGUAUAUUAUUAAGCCGCUAAAUUUGAAAGAAGAAAUGUACAUACCCAUUCCUUCGCAUAUCUUGAAAAAACACCAAGAGGAAAUGAAGAAGAGCAAAUCUACCAGCGACUCCUCUUUGGCAAAUGAGAAAGGGAAGAAAAAUAACUAUAAGGAAAAUAAGGCAAAUCUAAUGAAGGAAUCAUCAAACCCGCUCAGAAGCAAUGAACUAAAUUUAAACUCAUUUAUAUCAAAGAAGAAAAAUAAAAAGUUAAACAGCACUUCAAAUUUUGGGAAUGAAUUUUACCAAGGCAAGAAUAUUACCCCAUCGAACAACAACUAUAAUAAUAGGCUUUUCCAGAAUAACGCUCUUACGAACAAACCGUGGAACAGAAAAUUUAAGUCUCCAUUGGAAGCAGUGCAUAUUAAGAGGCGCUCUAUAAGUGUCGACGUGUACUAUUCUUCUAGGAGGAAAAAUCCUGGUGCGGAGGUCAGCACUUCCAAGGGGGGAAAGAACGUGGGUGGCGCAGUCAAGGGUAAGGUGGUACCUGGUGAGACGAUUAGCGAAAAGGUGACUAACGAGGAAGCGGUUAAUAGGGAGGCUGAUAAUAGGGAAGUGGUUAGCAGGGAGGUGGUGAGCGGUGAAGACAAACCCGCGGAAGGAGAAGCCAAGGGAAAUGGCACCAAAACGGAUGAAUCAACCCCAAUGAACAUCCUUUUGAACAAUAAAAAGAUAGCCGAGUUGGGAGGGUGCAAGAAAUUCGAGCCCACCAGCAUGCUAGAAAGCAUCCUAAAAGAAAAAGAACCAAUCAGCCUGAAAAACAAGUUGCUAAAUCAUGUAGACAAUCUCAAAGUCAAAACGAAGAAAAUUAACGACUCGAUUAAAAAUAUGUACGAAAAUAAUGAAAACACAUUUUUAAAAAAUCUCUUCAUCACUCCAUUGAAGAAAGCUGAGAAUGAAAACAGCCCUCUUACAUAUGACUACCGCAGCGUUCAGCUUAGCUACAUGUACGAUAAAAAGUUGGGGAGUUAUGCUAAAAAAAAAAAUUAUCAAAAUUACCCAUACGGCACGCACAAUUAUUAUUACAAUGAAUUUGCUCGAGAAGACAUAAAACAAAAUAAAAUGGAAAAAAAAUGGAAUAUAAAAAAUAUUAACAAAAUUACAUCCAACUUUCGAUUCACAGAAAAAAAUAAAAAAGAUUUUCUCUUUGUUCGGUCAAAUGACGAGAAAAACAAGCGUUCGCAUAGCUGCACAAAUUAUAAACUAGUCCAAUACAACAUAAACGGACCGGCACAUCGUGAUGAGGAUGGAAAUAAAUUAUCCACUUCGAACAACCCGAAUGGUAUGGUUUUUAAGUACCAAAAUAAUACCAAUGAAUUACUAUUCGAUUACAAUGUUCAUUUUUUUAAUAUGGUACCUGAAGAAAGCAAUACAAAUAAAGACCCCAAUGAUUCCAGCAGUACAUCUUACAACUUAGAGGAAAGAAGUCGCUUCUACAAGUUAACGUUCGACAAAAAUAUCAGAAAACUUCUCGAAAACGUAGACGCCCGAAGUAGCGGCGAUGAGUCUGCCAACAGUGUAUUGAAGGAGAAGUACAAUAAAUAUCAGAGGCGCGACAAAAAAUACCGGAAGUUGUUUCAAUAUAUAAAAGAUUUGAGAAUGAGCAUACGUCAUAGGGAGAGGCAAAUGAAAGAAGCCAACAGCACUUUUCUGCGCAGUGAUCAGGUGGAAAUGGGCGAUAGUGCCAUCAGAGUAGGAAGAACAGGCAUCACGGAGAAGACCUCAUUCAGCAUGAGGAAUGGAAGCUCUGUGAAAAACGAAAGCUCCGUGAAGAACGACAGCUUCAUGAGAAAUGAAAACUCUGUUAAGAAUGAGAGCACAUUGAAAAGCGGAAACAGCUUCAAAAGGGAAGGCGCACCCCCAGAAAUGAAUCAAGACUUCCUGAAGAGUGCCAUAAAAAAGGAUGAAGAGCUUCUAAAAAAACUAAUCGAGUACAAGUAUGCCAUCCUGAAGAGGCAAAGAAACAACAUUCUGAAAAGAAAAAACAAAAAGAACAUUUACACGAAUGAAUACUCCGAUGAGAUCGAGAUGUUUAGUGAUAGCGAAGGAGAUUCACGUGGAUGCACAAGGAGACAGAACAAGAAGCGUAAAGGCUUUCGGAAAGACAACGCAAGAGACAAAGAGGAGAACCAAGAACCAGGCGGAACCACAGCCUCUCCUAACAGCAGUGCAUGUGAAAUGGAGGAGAGAAAACUCAUAGACGAGAAAAAGCACAGACUGGAAACCUACUUAAUCAUGAACAAAUUAUAUAAAAAAAACAACAAGGGCCUCAUAUCCGAAGAGAACCACACUAUCAGUAAGAAGACGGAUGUAUAUUGGCGCUUGGCAUAUUCCAGAAGAGACAUCGACUUCAUCGGCAACCUUGCCAACGAGGACGUGAAUAGCAAGUUCGAUUCUAUUUUGAAGUCAAACAUGAAGACAAAGAAAAACGGAUGCGGUGAUACGGAUGGAGGGAAGGCCAGCAGCGUGGAGGGUUCCUCUGCUGUGAACAGUGCUAGUGGUAUGAAAAGUGCCAACAUGCCAAAUGUGGUUAACCAUGCCGGGGUAAUCGGCCCUACCAAUGUCGCUAAUUCCUCCAGUGCCGCCACCACGGGCUACAACUUCAAUCUGGAAAACAAACUGAAAACCUACUUGGAGAAUUUUAAUGCCAAGAAGUACAACGAAUACAUUUCACUAUUUCAGCUAGCCCAGGAGAAGCCCUACGUCGUAGACCCCCUAAUUUAUGAUUCCAAAAAAAUCCUGGACAAAUUUAUUCCCAUUAAUGGACGAUUUACGGCCAGAGCUAUGUGCAAAAUAAUGGCCUUUGCGAAUAAUAAGUUUUUUUUUCCUUCUUAUAUUAUGAACAAAGUGAGGAAAACUUAUGCACUCGAUGAAAGCAUAGAAUCUAUGAUCCUGACGGGGGGGAUGAGCAGGAAAUGGGGCAUGGGAUUUCAGCUCUUCGAAUGCGAAUACGCAGAAGCUAUCAAUGAAGAUUUUUACCUGCGCAAGGGUAGGAGGCACAAGAGGAAAAGCAGAAAGGGGGGAAGGGGCGAAGGAGUAGGAAUCUCGGGUAGAAAUGGAAAUAUAGACAGAACUGCAAAAUCUGGCAAGGGAGGAAAAAAUAGCAAAAUGCAUAACGACAAGAUCCCCUCGUCCAAGCCUAAGCGAAUUGUCGGGUACGGACAGUCCGAUUUCAGUGGAUGCAUCGCGAUUUCUUUUCCCGAAAUUGAUCUCUCUCUCACGAUUCUCCUUACCGAUAUUUUUAAGGGGGCAGCGGUUGCCCAUAUUAUCCUGGAGUAUGUUCUCAAGCUGUACGGCAUAAAGCCCAAGUGGAAGCUGCCAGUGAAGGUGUCCGAACUGAUAAAGGUUUUGUAG